Messenger RNA from Penicillium subrubescens, 3882 nucleotides. Its product is annotated as ABC transporter permease/ATP-binding protein. Gene Ontology annotation, cellular component: membrane. Lineage: Eukaryota; Fungi; Ascomycota; Eurotiomycetes; Eurotiales; Aspergillaceae. The transcript is spliced from 10 exons. Gene Ontology annotation, molecular function: ABC-type transporter activity; ATP hydrolysis activity; ATP binding. The record is from RefSeq and is a predicted model, not a curated record. Gene Ontology annotation, biological process: transmembrane transport. Bases 1 to 3882 code for a protein of 1293 amino acids.
AUGGGGCUUUUCUCCCAAACCCCUCCACAGGAAGCUGUGGCAGAGGAAAAUGUGGCCGAUAAAAAGUCCCCGAUCGGAGUGUCCCGCUCAGCGUCAACAGAUGACCAUCCAAACGAUGAGCUCCCUGUGUCCAAGGAGGAUUCCGAGGUGGAAGAGACGACUGCACAAUCUACCUCGCUCAAGGAUUAUUUUAGAGUCCUAUCUUACACGACCACCAAAGAUCGAGUCGUUCUCGCGAUCGCCCUGAUAUGCUCUAUCGGAUCUGGUGUCCCCUUGCCGAUCAUGAAUAUCGUCUUUGGUGGACUGGUAGGGGAAUUCAGUUCAUACUUUACCCCUGGAACCUCGACCACUGAAGCCCACUUCAAAGCGUCAGUUAGUCGGCUCAGCCUGUACAUCGUCUACCUCUUCAUCGCGAAGUUCACAUUGACAUAUUUCUCGAUGUACUGCUUUCGUGUCAUCAGUCUCCGGGUUUCAGCUGCCAUACGGUUAGAGUACAUGGAGUCGCUCUUCUCCCAACCAAUCAGCAAGCUGGACCAAGUCUCGGUUGGAACAGUCGUUAACGCAAUCACCACUCUCUCCAAUUCGAUCCAGCAAAGCAUCUCGGACAAACUGGCUAUCCUCUUCCAAUCUACCGCCUUGCUCCUCGCCGCAUACAUCAUCGCCUUCAAAUACUCAUGGGCACUCACUCUAGCUACCAGCUCUUGUCUCCUCUUCAUCGUUAUCAUCUGCUGCCUGACCUUACCCGCUGUCUCGAAGAUCCAACAAAAGGUGGACAAGGCAGAUGAGAAACAUUCAGGAAUCGCCGCGGAGGUCUUUGGCUCGAUUCGAACUGUCAUCUCGCUUGGUGCCGAAGCGCCUUUGGCCAAGAAAUAUCGUCAAUGGGUUACGGAAUCUCGGAACAGAGGGCGAAGCAUGGCUAUAGUGAUUGGUGUCCAGUUUGGGUUAAUGUUUUUUGCUAUAUAUGCCAGCUACUCACUGGCGUUCUGGCUUGGACUGAAGCUUUUCCGGGAGGGUCACAUUCCAAAUGUUAACACGGUUAUCAUUGUUUUCUUCUCAAUCAUGAUCGCAGUCAGUGUUCUUGGAAACAUUGCGACACCAUUGACGAUGAUUUUCAAGGCGGCCAGCGCGUCGACCUCGUUCUUUGAAAUCAUAGACUCAGAGAGAAUUGCCGCAGGCGGUCUUCGUGACUCGGAGGCUUUAGCUCAGGGCGAUAUCUACUUCAAGAACGUGGAAUUUACGUACCCCACACGGCCAGAGAGCAAAAUUCUAAAUGGAUUGAACAUUGGAUUCGAAAGAGGAAAGACCACGGCUUUAGUGGGUCCAUCGGGGUCUGGAAAAAGUACCAUCGUCGCUCUCCUGGAGCGGUGGUAUGCCCCGGAACAAGGAGGUAUAUUCCUCGACGAACGAAAUAUUGAGGAGUUGGAUCUCAAAUGGUGGCGGUCCCAAAUUGGACUCGUACAGCAAGAACCCUUUCUCUUCAACGACACGAUUUUCAAAAACAUCUCGUUUGGCCUUGUCGGCACUAGGUGGGAGAAUGAGCCUGAUUCUGUGAAGGCAGAAUUGGUAGAGAAUGCAUGCAAAGAAGCAUUUGCAGAUGAAUUCAUCGAGCGCCUCCCAAAGGGGUACGAAACCAUCGUGGGAGAGAACGGCACCAAACUGAGUGGCGGUCAAAGACAGCGUCUCGCCAUAGCCCGAAGUAUCGUAAAGGGGCCUACCAUUCUGAUUCUCGAUGAGGCCACCAGCGCAAUUGACGUCCGUGGGGAGAAGAUCGUUCAGGCGGCACUUGAUCGCGUCUCCAAAAAUCGCACCACAAUUGUGAUUGCACAUAGAUUGUCGACCGUUCGGCGGGCCGAUCGAAUUCUGGUUCUAAGAGGCGGUGUCAUUAUCGAGGAAGGCACACAUGAAGAGCUUCUUGGAAUGGAGGACGGGCUUUACCGAGGACUCGUUAAUGCUCAAAAACUUGAAUUCGCCGCAGAGGAAGACGCAGGUCCAAUGGAGGUCACGGAAGCCUUGGAGGAGGAACUUGAUCAUUCCACGACUGUCAUGUCCAAGCAACCAGAAGAUGUACAGGAGGAGAAGGUGAAAUCUCGCGGGUUCUUCCAAAGCACGGGUGUUUUUAUUUACGAGGCGCGGUCACAUUGGUUCCUUUGUCUGACUGCUAUACUGGGGGCAAUGGGUGCUGCAUCGGCCUUCCCUUUACAAAGUUGGAUAUUUGCCAACCUCAUCGAUGUUUUCCGCCUGACAGGAAAAGAGUUGACAGAUGGUGCCAAUUUCUGGGCUUUGAUUUUCUUCAUCCUGUCUCUUGGCAUCGCAGUCUGCUAUGCCGCGGUCGGAUACUCAGCCAACAGGCUCUCCGUUGAAAUAUCCUCCUCUUGCCGAACGGAGUACUUCCAAAAUAUUCUGAAAAAGCCCGUUCCGUUCUACGACUUGAACGAGAAUGCCUCCGGAUCCCUGGUGUCCCGGUUAGCCACCGACCCCAAGCAGAUUCAGGAUAUGAUCGGGCUGAACGGCAUCUUCCCUGUCAUCUCAGUCUGCAGUAUGAUAGGUUGCAUUGCCAUCGCCUUCGCUUUUGGAUGGAAGCUAAGUCUCGUGACCGUGUUUGCCGCUCUCCCCUGUGUCUUCCUCGCCGCAUUCAUGCGUAUCCGAUACGAACUGCAGUUUGAAGCCCUCAAUGCAGAAGUGUACUCAGGCAGUUCCCAGUUUGCAGCAGAAGCUAUCCAGGCAUUCCGUACAGUCUCCGCGUUGACUAUGGAGGAUUCAAUCUUGAACCGGUAUUCCGGUCUUUUGAAGCAACAGCAGAACAAAGCCUUCCGCAAAGCUUGGCUGGCAACCCUGGUGUUUGCUUUCUCUGAUAGCGUUGAGCUCUGCGCUAUGGCACUCACAUUUUGGUACGGUGGUCAGCUUCUCGCAUCCAGAGAGUACGAGCCCACGUCCUUCUUUGUUGUUUACAUGUCGAUCAUCCUCGGUGGACAACAGGCUGGUCAAUUCUUUAGCUUUGGCCCGAAUAUUGCACAGGCUACAUCCUCGGCCAAUCGAAUUCUGAACUUCCGACCAGCUUCAGAGGAGGUUAGUGCUGCUUCCGGGCAGCGUGUGGCUGAUCAAUCUCCUGGGUCAGGGGCUCGCAUUGACUUCCAGAAUGUCGCGUUCAAAUACGCGUCACAGGAAGUUCCUCUCUUCACGGGCCUUGAUGUCACAAUCGAAAGUGGCCAAUUCGUGGCAUUUGUCGGACCGUCAGGAUGUGGAAAGACCAGCUUGAUCUCGAUUCUUGAGCGAUUCUACAGUCCGUUCCGUGGCACUGUUCUCCUUAAUGGCGAGGACAUCAACUCGAUUGACCAAACUUCAUACAGACGGUCGUUGUCAUUGGUAGCCCAAGAGCCACGUCUGUUUGAAGGCACCGUCCGUGACAAUAUCACCCUCGGACUCGAAAGCUCAGAGUACACAGAAGAAGAAUUGACUCAAGCUUGUAUCGAUGCCGAGAUCCACGAUUUCAUCACUUCCCUUCCACAAGGAUACCUCACAGAUCUAGGCAUCAAAGCCCAGCAAUCUCUCAGCGGAGGCCAGCGCCAGCGUCUGUGCAUCGCGCGUGCACUACUCCGAAAACCAUCUCUACUCCUCUUAGAUGAGGCGACAUCAAGUCUUGACUCACAGUCCGAAAAACUAGUUCAGGCCGCUCUCGAAAGACUGGCUGGACGGCGGAGUAUGACUAUUGUCGCGGUUGCACACAGACUGGCGACUAUCCAGAAGGCAGAUGUUAUCUUCGUUUUUGGGGAAAGUCAGAAUGGAAAGGGGUCGCGGGUCGUCGAACGGGGUUCGCAUCAGGAGUUGCUUCAGAAUCGGGGGACUUAUUGGCAGAUGUGCCAGGCAAAUGGCCUCGAUCGGUAG